UGUUUCUGCUGUUUCACCCUAACUGCUGUUCCAGGACUUUCCAGCAUUCGCUGAGAGAUCAAGAUGCAGAUCUUCGUGAAGACCCUGACAGGCAAGACCAUCACCCUGGAGGUCGAGCCCAGCGACACCAUCGAGAAUGUCAAGGCCAAGAUCCAGGAUAAGGAAGGCAUCCCUCCCGACCAGCAGAGGCUGAUCUUUGCAGGCAAGCAGCUGGAAGAUGGCCGCACCCUGUCUGACUACAACAUCCAGAAGGAGUCCACCCUGCACCUGGUCCUCCGUCAUAGGGGUGGCUAUUCAUUCAUCUCAUUGCCUAGUAAUGGCAUUACUCGACCAUAGCAUUUGCCCACCCCCAAUUUAAGUUUAGAAGUUACCAGCUUCAAUAAUAGCUGAAUCUGUUCAAAAUACUAACAAAGGUUUUGUUGCAUGAUAAAAAAAAAAAGAAUU
Molecule: messenger RNA, 444 nt
Organism: Ochotona princeps (American pika)
Lineage: Eukaryota; Metazoa; Chordata; Mammalia; Lagomorpha; Ochotonidae
Product: ubiquitin
Exons: 1
Coding region: 64-336 (90 amino acids)
Biological process (GO): protein ubiquitination; modification-dependent protein catabolic process
Cellular component (GO): nucleus; cytoplasm
Molecular function (GO): protein tag activity; ubiquitin protein ligase binding
Source: RefSeq, a predicted model, not a curated record